UGGGGUUUGUCUAUGGUAGGGAGACUGAGUCCCAGAAAUUGCGCUCAGCUAGGGUCUAGGAUUACUAGACAGGACUGCAGAAUCCCGCGGUUGGUGAAGGGAGCUUCGGCUCAGCGGAGUGUGACCCGCAGGUCGUCCGGGGUCCCCAGGCAAGGCCGGCGUCGCGAUGGGCUCCACGGCGGCCCCCGACGGCGCCCUGGCGUACGUCCGCGAGUUCACGCGCCACUCCUCCGACGUGCUCGGCAACCUGAACGAGCUGCGCCUGCGCGGGAUCCUCACUGACGUCACGCUGCUGGUUGGCGGGCAAGCCCUUCGCGCGCACAAGGCGGUUCUCAUCGCCUGCAGUGGUUUCUUCUAUUCGGUUUUCCGGGGCCGAGCAGGAGUAGGCGUGGACGUGCUCUCCCUGCCCGGAGGGCCCGAAGCCAGAGGCUUUGCUCCACUUCUGGAUUUCAUGUACACUUCGCGCCUGCGCCUCUCUCCCGCCACUGCGCCAGCCAUCCUUGCGGCUGCCACCUACUUGCAGAUGGAACAUGUGGUUCAGGCAUGCCACCGCUUCAUCCAGGCCAGCUAUGAGCAUCUAGGCAUCUCCUUGCGAUCCCUGGAGGCAGAACCCCCCACGCCGCCAACGGCCCCUCCACCAGAUAGUCCUAGGCGCUCAGAAGGACACCCAGACCCACCUACUGAAUCCCGAAGCUGCAAUCAAGGUCUCCUAAGUCCGGCCAGUCCAGACCCAAAGGCUUGCAACUGGAAAAAAUAUAAGUUCAUCGUGCUAAACUCUCAGGCCUCCCAAGCCGGGAAUCUAAUGGGGGAGAGGAAUUCUGGUCAACCUUGUCCUCAAGCCAGGCCUCCCAGUGGAGACGAGGCUUCCAGCAACAGCAGCAGCAGCGAAGAAGGACCCAUUCCCGGUCCCCAAAGCAGACUUUCUCCAGUUGCUGCUAAUGGACAGUUCAAGUGCAGAACUCCAGCUGGGAGCCACUAUCUCCUCACACCCCAGGCUCAGGAGGCUGCUGGUUCAUCCUCUGAGCGGGCUCACCCACCACCAGGAAGUGAGUUUUUCAGCUGCCAGAACUGUGAGGCUGUGGCUGGGUGCUCAUCAGGGGUGGACCCCUGUGCUCCUGGGGAAGAGGACAAGCCUUAUAAAUGUCAGCUCUGUCGGUCGGCCUUUCGCUACAAGGGCAACCUGGCCAGUCACCGCACAGUGCACACAGGGGAAAAGCCCUACCAUUGCUCCAUCUGUGGAGCCCGAUUUAAUCGGCCAGCCAACCUGAAAACGCACAGCCGCAUCCAUUCUGGAGAAAAACCCUACAAGUGUGAGACUUGCGGUUCCCGAUUUGUACAGGUGGCCCAUCUGCGUGCACAUGUGCUGAUCCACACUGGCGAGAAGCCCUAUCCUUGCCCCACCUGUGGAACCCGCUUCCGCCACUUACAGACCCUCAAGAGUCACGUUCGCAUCCACACGGGAGAGAAGCCUUACCAUUGCGAUCCCUGUGGCCUGCAUUUCCGGCACAAGAGUCAGCUUCGACUGCAUCUGCGCCAGAAACACGGAGCUGCUACCAACACCAAGGUCCACUACCAUAUCCUGGGCGGGCCCUAGCUGAGUGCUGGCCCUGGCCCCGCUUGCUCCCUGGAGGAUGGGAAAGCUGAAGCUCUGGCCUGGCUUCCCUGUCAGCCUAGCUAUGGGGCUGUGCUAGGCAACUCCGAUGUUAGAAACUGCGGCCACCUUAAUUUCUUGCUGGGGAGAGCAGGGGUGGCAGAUCCUGGCUAGAUCUGCCUCUGUUUUGCUGGUCAAAACCUCUUCCCCACAAUCCAGAUUGUCCAGCUAGAAGCUGGAGAAAGGGAGAAAAUGGAGGCCUUGUUUGCUUAAGGAAACAUCUCUACCUACAGCCCCCAUCUCACCUGAUUUACCUGUAAAUAUAAUUUAUUGAGGCCUUGGGUGGCCCCAAGGCCUUCACUCUGUUGCAUUCCUACUUCCUUCUUCUACAAGUGCAAUCAAAAGUGACCUGACACAGGGCAGGUGAGGUCACAGCUCUGCUGGCAGAGAUCAUUAGCACUUGGCUCUCUCCUUUGGCUUGAAUGUUUUUAUAUUGGAUUGUCAGAACUUUUAUCUUUAGAAUUGUUCUUUGUGCACUUGGUUGAAGUGGAGAAAGGGGUUCUCUGUGUUCUCCCCUCCAGCUCUAGGUCUGGAACCUAUGUUUGUUCUUGGGCAAGCCCUGGGAACUUGUGGAAUUAGGGCAGGAACCCUCUCUGGUAUUCUCUAGCAGGCUAGAAGUGAAUAUAGAGGGUGGAGGCGAACCUGUUAGAACUUUGAACGACGUGGAAGCCCACUGUGGCAUGCGUGCUGUGGGCUCCCCACCACCGACACAGGCUUUUCUUUGUUCUCCACGGACUAUAGGAACCUUUAUUGUGAGCCUGAACUGGGGUAGUGAAUGGCUCCUCCAGGAUGAGGGUAUGGACAGGAGAUUCUGAAUUUCUUGUUUUGAUUUGUUUUUUAAAAACACAGUCUUGUUCUGUAAUCUAGGCUGGUCUUGCAUGCAUUAUGUAGCCCAGACUGUCUUGGAACUCAAGAUCCUCUUGCUUCAGCCUCCAGAAGUGGAGGCUGGUAGUUUUUCCCACAAGACAGUUCAGAGCUGAAACUGUCCCAUGAGACUGGUCCCCUGGGUUAGGCUGCAGCAUAUGCACCUGUCACCUAAGUGUCUGAAUCAAACCCUUAUUUCUUGCACUGUGUCCUAUUCAUAGCACUGAGUUGAGUCCUCCAUGGAGAGGUCUGAAAUCCCUUAUCAGAGAUGAUGUGGCUUCUCUGGUUACACCUAGUUUAUAGGAAUAUUGUGGCCUGGGGAGAAUUAUGAAACUGUACUUUGACUAAAGAGUCAUGGCCAAUGGAUUACUUGAGAGGCAUCUGGGAUGGAGUAUUCCUUGGUGUUCUCUCCAUCUGUGUACGCCCCCUCCUUGUUUUUGAACUUCUUCUGGCAAGUGUCCAGGUUCCAGAAACAACUUCCUUGCCUCUGAAAGCCACAGGUGCUUGGUAACUUUCUCACCCUAGAAAAUCUGGGGCUAUCACUGCCCCAGAUUUCCUAUCACUGCCUUUCUGUCUGGAACCAGUGGGUGCACUAGAACCUUCCACAAGGGGAAAAAGGGGGCUGAGUUCCAUUUUGGGUUUGUUUUGAAUUAGGAUUUGGGUUAUUGUUGGGAUUACAGAUUUAAGAGGCUUAAAAAACUGGUUCGUGGGCCAAAGACCUCUUCUGGUUGACCAAGGGGCCAGGUAGGAUUAAGAGGUUGGUUGAGGGCUGCAGUUCCUGGUAUAGAUCAGGUAGGCUGGAGGUUAAGAAUGGUGUUGCCUCUUGGCUAAAAUGCAGUGUCUGGGAUGUUAGACAGUACUCUGAAGAUGUGAAGAUAGGCCCUUGUCCUGGGGCCUAUUAGAUGGUAGGACAUAGGUGGAGGGGAAGAAGGGCUUUUGAAUUUGUGCAGUGGAAUUCCUCAAGAUAAGUCAGUACCGGUGGAUGUCACUUGGGGACUGGCGAGAAAGCUACUCUGUUUUGCAUUUUAAUCCACAUCACCCCAUUGCAGAGGUGAAGAAAAAAGACGGGAAAGCAGAAGAGAAAUGUAAGAAGGAAUCAUGAUUUCUAUUUAGCAGACUGGAUAGGCAGGUGCAAAGUGCCCGGGGUUGGAGUGUUAGAUCUUGGAAGAUCAGAUCCUUGGAAUAAAGAAACCGCUCUGUGCUA
This is a messenger RNA of Cavia porcellus (domestic guinea pig), 3719 nucleotides long. RefSeq names its product BCL6B transcription repressor (gene Bcl6b). Gene Ontology annotation, molecular function: protein binding; DNA-binding transcription factor activity, RNA polymerase II-specific. The transcript has 9 exons. Gene Ontology annotation, cellular component: nucleus. Bases 167 to 1594 code for a protein of 475 amino acids. The record is from RefSeq and is a predicted model, not a curated record. Gene Ontology annotation, biological process: regulation of transcription by RNA polymerase II. Lineage: Eukaryota; Metazoa; Chordata; Mammalia; Rodentia; Caviidae.